GGGCGCCUGUGAUGCUUUCAAGUGCACCACCACCAAUAUAAGAACCGUCCGGAUCGAUCCAGCAGCCAAUAUAUCAACCAAGCAGACAAGCAGUGAGGCAAUACCCAACCAACCAGUACAAGCAAAAACUCAUCGAUCGACGCCAAAUAUGAAGACCAUCCAGGUAGUUCUGUUCCUAGCCAUCGUCCUCGUCGUAUCAUCUGCAGGCAGCAUGGCGGGCAAGGCAGUUGGGCCCAAUUACUUCCAGGACACUUGCUCGGCGGUGAUUCCGGCAGUGCCUAGGUGCGAGGCGGCCAAGUGCGCCGCGGACUGCGCACGACGGUUCAAAGGCGGCGUGGGGAAUUGCGCCGGCGUGGGUUGCCGGUGCGUCUACACCUGCGCCGUCCCAAGUAUCUGAUGGAUAUAUGCGUGUGACUGUGUGAGUCGGCUAUAUAUUUGUUCUUGAUGAAUCGACCGGCUGGCGAUGUAUCCAGCAUGCAUGUUCAAUGGCUAGAUUGUUUUUCCUUGACGAUGUGAUUCCAGAUAAGCAAAGUAAUAAAUCAC
Messenger RNA from Lolium perenne, 543 nucleotides. NCBI's taxonomy places the organism in Eukaryota, Viridiplantae, Streptophyta, Magnoliopsida, Poales, Poaceae. The record is from RefSeq and is a predicted model, not a curated record.